Diaporthe citri is the source of this 909-nucleotide messenger RNA. RefSeq lists its product as uncharacterized. Bases 1 to 909 code for a protein of 302 amino acids. Gene Ontology annotation, biological process: proteasome-mediated ubiquitin-dependent protein catabolic process. The transcript has 2 exons. Gene Ontology annotation, molecular function: polyubiquitin modification-dependent protein binding. Gene Ontology annotation, cellular component: proteasome regulatory particle, base subcomplex; nucleus; cytosol. Lineage: Eukaryota; Fungi; Ascomycota; Sordariomycetes; Diaporthales; Diaporthaceae. The record is from RefSeq and is a predicted model, not a curated record.
AUGGUUCUCGAAGCGGUCAUGAUCGUUGUCGACAACAGCGAAAGCAGUCGCAACGGAGACUAUGCCCCCAACCGGUUCGGUGCGCAACGGGACGCCGUUAAUAUCCUCUUCCAGUCCAUCACGACGAGCAACCCGGAGUCCUCGGUCGGCCUCAUGAGCAUGGGUGGCAAGGGCCCAGAGGUGCUCAGCACAUUGACCACGGAGCAAGGCCGCAUCCUCGAGGGUCUGCACAGGACGCAGAAGAAGAUCGGCGGGGAGGCCAACCUAGCAACGGGUAUUCAAGUCGCAAGUCUCGCACUGAAGCACCGACAAAACAAGACCCAACGGCAGCGCAUCGUCGCCUUCGUCUGCUCGCCCACCAAAGACUCGGAGAAGACCCUCACGACCCUGGCCAAAAAGCUCAAGAAGGUCAACACCUCGGUUGACUUCGUCUUGUUCGGCGAGCUGGAGGGCAGUGAGACACACGAGAAGCUUACCAAGUUCAACGAGCACGUAAAGUCCGGCGAGGGCUCCCACCUCGUCACCAUCCCUGCAGGCACCGGUCUUCUCAGUGACCAGCUUGUCAGCUCGCCCAUAAUGCACGGAGAGGGUGCUGCAGGUGGUGCCGGAGCUAGCGGCGAAGGCGGCGGUGACUUCGGGGAGUUCGGCUUUGACCCCAACAACGAUCCCGAACUGGCGCUUGCGCUGCGUAUGUCUAUGGAGGAGGAGCAGGCCCGGAGAGACAGGCAAGCACGAGAGGAGGCCGAUGCGGCGCAGAAGGCAUCGCUGGACUCGGUGAAAGAGGAGGACGAGUCAUCAAAGCCCCUUCUGGACAAGAAUGGCGAGCCGAGUGGAAGCGGGAGUGGCUCAGGUUCCAAGGACGAGAAGAAGGACGGAGACAAGAGUGGCGAUAAGAUGGACACCUCUUGA